Molecule: messenger RNA, 8398 nt
Organism: Micropterus salmoides (largemouth bass)
Lineage: Eukaryota; Metazoa; Chordata; Actinopteri; Centrarchiformes; Centrarchidae
Gene: atp2b2
Product: ATPase plasma membrane Ca2+ transporting 2
Exons: 23
Coding region: 1001-4864 (1287 amino acids)
Biological process (GO): calcium ion transmembrane transport; regulation of cytosolic calcium ion concentration
Cellular component (GO): intracellular membrane-bounded organelle; postsynaptic density membrane
Molecular function (GO): ATP binding; PDZ domain binding; ATP hydrolysis activity
Source: RefSeq, a predicted model, not a curated record
CCGCCCGCGCACAUCUCCUCUCCGCUCUGCACCAGAAAGGAGCAUCCUCUUCUCUCCACCCUCCCUCUCUUUUGUAUCCUCUCUCCCUCUCUCUCUCUUACCCUCUCUCUCUCUCUCUCUCCCUCUCUCUCUUUUUCUGUCAGUCGGUGUGUCCUCAGAAUGAGGUUAGCAGCAGCAGCAGCAGCAGCAGCAGCAGCAGCAGUAGAUAGAGAUAGCAGAGCCACAGUUACUGCAGCAGUCAGGGGAGGCUGUCCUUCAGCCGUGCACCAUCUACCGCUGCAUUCACCCCUGCCCUGAGAACGCAACACUCAUCCUUGUGCUCUCUUUCUGUGUCUCUCCUCCUCCUCCUCCUCCCUCACCUUCUGUCCUCUUUGAAUUCAUCUCUCAAAUUUGUCCGCCCCCCCUCUCUCUCUCUCCCUCUCUCCCUCUCUCUCCCUGUAGCAGUGAUGGGGAAGACCACCAUGUAGAGACAGAGAGGCAGCGGAUGUAACAGCAGAAUAGCAGCAAUGGGAAACCACACAUGGAGCGGGUCUGGACUGCAGCCGUGGUGAGCCUGAUACCUACAGGACUUGCAACCACCAUCAUCGCCCUUCUCAGGACCUGACCACUGGGGCUGUCCAACGCUCACCUGGAUGCUCCCCGCUUGUGUUCCAUCAUCCCCGCCUCUCCUCGUUCUCUGCUGCUCUUUCUCCUCUUCUUCUGUUUCUUCUCUUUGAUGGUUUUUGGUCUACUGAUAUCUGACAGUCUCUCCUGAAACAGAGAAGCUGCUCAUCGAUUUGUCUCCUCGGAUUUUCCAUUCCUUUUUAAUCUCUAUCUGCAUAUUUAACCUACAAGUGGCAUUCUUUUUUCCCUUUUUUGGUUGUUGCCUGCUUGAUACCUAUUUUGGAUUUUUUUUUUUUUUGAUGAGACUGACCUCAUCUCUCUGUUGUGCAAGCUUUUUAAUUGAUCUUUAAGCAAUAACAACACUUACUGUAUCUAACUGACUUGACUAGCUGACAUCAUGGGGGACAUGUCCAACAGCGAUUUUUAUGCCAAGAACCAAAGAAAUGAGGGCAACCAUGCGGCAGCCUUUGGCUGCUCGCUCAUGGAGCUCCGCGCUUUGAUGGAGCUGCGUGGCACAGAGGCGGUGGUCAAGCUCCAGGAGGACUACGGGGGCGUAGAGGGACUGUGCAAACGACUGAAAACCUCACCCACAGAAGGUCUCUCAGGUGCCCAAGCUGACCUGGACAAGAGAAAAGAACUAUUUGGUCAGAACCUGAUACCUCCAAAGAAGCCAAAAACCUUCCUGCAGCUGGUAUGGGAGGCGCUGCAGGAUGUCACCCUGAUCAUCCUGGAGCUUGCUGCCCUGAUCUCCCUUGGCCUCUCCUUCUACCACCCUCCCGGGGGGAGCAACGGAGAGAGCUGUGGUGCAGCGGCAGGUGGGGUAGAGGACGAAGGUGAGUCAGAUGCCGGUUGGAUUGAGGGCGCAGCUAUCCUGUUGUCUGUGGUGUGUGUGGUGCUGGUGACGGCCUUCAACGACUGGUCGAAGGAGAAACAGUUCCGUGGGCUGCAGAGCCGCAUCGAGCAGGAGCAGAAAUUCCAGGUGGUCCGCGGUAGCCAGGUCAUACAGCUGCCCGUGGCUGACAUAGUGGUGGGGGAUAUUGCGCAGGUCAAAUACGGUGAUCUGCUUCCUGCUGAUGGAGUGUUGAUCCAGGGUAAUGACGUGAAGAUUGAUGAGUCAUCACUGACCGGAGAGUCUGACCACGUCAAGAAGGCUGCAGACAAGGACCCCAUGCUGUUGUCUGGGACCCAUGUGAUGGAGGGGUCAGGGCGCAUGGUGGUUACAGCUGUCGGUGUCAACUCACAGACUGGAAUCAUCUUCACCCUGCUGGGGGCCGGCCCAGAGGAAGAAGAAAAGAAAGAAAAGAAAGGGGCAAAAGAAGAUGGACACCAAAAUACAGACUCCUCCCAUCCCCCUAUCCACCCCAUCGCAACUAUAGCCACGGAUGGGGCUGCAGGCAUUAAUGCCCAUGGCAGUGCCAGCCUAAUUAAUGGUAAAAUGCAAGAUGGCAAUAUGGAGAGCAACCAGAUUAAAGUAAAGAAGCAGGAUGGAGCAGCUGCCAUGGAGAUGCAGCCUCUAAAGAGUGCUGAAGGUGGAGAGGCCGACGAGAAAGAGAAGAAGAAGGUGUCUGCUCCGAAGAAAGAGAAGUCUGUGCUGCAAGGGAAGCUGACCAAACUGGCUGUCCAGAUUGGCAAAGCAGGUUUGCUCAUGUCAGCCAUCACAGUCAUCAUCCUGGUCCUGUUCUUUGCCAUUGACAACUUUGUGAUCCAGAAACGCCCUUGGUUGCCGGAGUGCACUCCCAUCUACAUCCAGUACUUUGUCAAGUUCUUCAUCAUUGGUGUGACUGUGUUGGUGGUGGCUGUGCCGGAGGGGCUGCCGCUGGCUGUCACCAUCUCCCUGGCCUACUCUGUCAAGAAAAUGAUGAAAGACAACAACCUGGUGCGUCACCUGGAUGCUUGUGAAACGAUGGGCAAUGCCACAGCCAUCUGCUCUGACAAGACAGGCACGCUAACCACCAACCGCAUGACAGCUGUGCAGUGUUACGUUGGAGAUGUGCACUACAAAGAAAUCCCAGAUCCUGGAGCUGUGCCACCCAAAACACUGGACCUUCUGGCCAAUGCCAUCUCCAUUAACAGCGCCUAUACCACCAAGAUACUACCCCCAGAUAAGGAAGGCGGUCUGCCGAAGCAGGUGGGCAACAAGACAGAGUGCGGCCUGCUGGGAUUGGUCUUGGACCUGAAGCGGGAUUACCAGCAAAUAAGAAACCAGCUCCCAGAGGAGAAGCUUUACAAAGUAUACACUUUCAACUCUGUCAGGAAGUCCAUGAGCACUGUCACCAAGUUGGCUGAUGGGAGCUUCCGCAUGUACAGCAAGGGAGCCUCUGAGAUCAUCCUCAAAAAAUGCAGCUUUAUCCUGAACGAGGUGGGUGAGCCGAGGGUUUUCCGUCCACGGGACAAGGACGAGAUGGUGAAGAAGGUGAUCGAGCCCAUGGCGUGUGAUGGCCUAAGGACCAUCUGCGUUGGGUACCGUGACUUCUCUGGCAAUCCUGAGCCCAACUGGGACGAUGAGAACAACAUCCUCAGUGAACUCACAGCUAUCUGUGUCGUCGGGAUAGAGGACCCCGUCAGGCCAGAGGUGCCCGAUGCUAUCCGGAAGUGCCAGCGUGCAGGCAUCACAGUGCGAAUGGUAACAGGAGACAACAUAAACACAGCCAGGGCCAUAGCCAUCAAGUGUGGCAUCAUCCACCCCGGAGAGGACUUCCUCUGCAUUGACGGAAAAGAGUUUAACAGGAGGAUCCGCAAUGAGAAAGGAGAGGUGGAGCAGGAGCGUAUUGACAAGGUUUGGCCUAAACUCCGAGUUCUGGCCAGAUCUUCCCCAACUGACAAACACACACUCGUCAAAGGCAUUAUUGACAGUACUUUGGUAGACCAGAGGCAGGUGGUGGCUGUGACAGGAGAUGGGACCAAUGAUGGACCUGCACUAAAGAAAGCUGAUGUUGGCUUUGCCAUGGGUAUUGCUGGUACAGAUGUGGCCAAGGAGGCGUCAGAUAUCAUUCUGACUGAUGAUAACUUCAGCAGCAUCGUUAAGGCAGUAAUGUGGGGCCGGAACGUCUAUGACAGCAUCUCCAAGUUUCUUCAGUUCCAGCUUACUGUCAACGUUGUGGCCGUCAUAGUUGCUUUCACUGGAGCCUGCAUCACACAGGACUCUCCCCUGAAGGCAGUGCAGAUGUUGUGGGUAAACCUGAUCAUGGAUACUUUUGCAUCUCUGGCCCUGGCGACAGAGCCUCCCACAGAGUCUCUAUUAAAGAGGAAGCCAUACGGUCGCAACAAGCCUCUCAUCUCCAGCACCAUGACGAAGAACAUCCUUGGACACGGAGUCUAUCAGCUCGUCAUCAUCUUCACACUGCUCUUUGUUGGUGAGCAGAUCUUUGACAUUGACAGCGGGCGCAAUGCUCCUCUCCACUCUCCUCCAUCCGAGCACUACACCAUCAUCUUCAAUACCUUCGUCAUGAUGCAGCUCUUUAACGAGAUCAAUGCCCGAAAAAUCCACGGAGAAAGGAACGUCUUCGAUGGUAUCUUCAGGAACCCCAUCUUCUGCUCUAUUGUUUUUGGCACCUUUGCUAUGCAGGUUAUAAUUGUGCAGUUUGGAGGGAAGCCAUUCAGCUGUCAGCCUCUGGACGUGACAAAGUGGUUGUGGUGUAUUUUCCUUGGGCUGGGAGAGCUUGUUUGGGGACAGGUGAUAUCCACCAUACCCAACACCAGGUUGCGCUUCCUGCGGAGGGCGGGCCAACUAACUCAGAAAGAUGAGUUACCAGAGGAGGACGUAAAUGAGGACAAUGAGGAGAUUGACCACGCAGAGAGGGAGCUGCGGAGAGGACAGAUCCUCUGGUUCAGAGGACUCAGCCGCAUUCAGACUCAGAUUGAUGUAGUCAACACCUUCAAGAGUGGCACCUCCUUUCAGGGGGCGGGGGCUCUGAGACGCCAAUCAUCCACCACCAGCCAGACCCAGGAUAUCCGUGUUGUGAAUGCAUUCCGUAGCUCCCUCUAUGAAGGCCUGGAAAAACCAGACUCCAGAUCAUCCAUCCACAACUUUAUGACACACCCCGAGUUUAGGAUAGAAGACUCCACGCCCAACAUCCCCCUCAUCGACGACACAGACGAUGAUUCUGCUCGGAGGAGGGGGAAGUACUCCAGCCAGCCCACGUCCCCCAACAAGAAUAACAACGCCAUCGACAGUGGCAUCAAUCUCACCAUCGACACCAGUAAAUCAGCCGCUUCCUCCAGCCCCGCAAGCCCUCUUCACAGCUUGGAGACCAGCCUCUAACCCUGAUCUUAACUUCAGCUCUAACCUCUAAUGUCAUUUCCUUGCAGUCUGUGGGACACCUCCUAUUCCUCCAGACCUUUAACUGCAAUCUUACACCUUGUCAUCACCCCAGAUAUUUCACCCAGCCCAGCCCCAAAUUUACCACCUACACAGGACGGGUCCUGUGGCAAAAAUCUUCAUCUUUCCCUGUUAACCUUGAGCUCUUAAAGCUUGCCCGCUCCUCUCGAAAUGGAGAAAAUCUAAAGUAAUAUGGCAAGGUGAAAAGGAAAACAUACUUAACAUACAAUCAAAAAAGCGCAACAAAGCUACAAAACCUACACAGCCAUCCUGCUUUUAUGGUUGUAUGUGUACGGUGGCAGCGGCGGUGGUGUGUAUGACUAUAUGCGUGUUAGCAUGUACUGUAUUAGCGUGUCGCAGACUGCACAUAUGUAUGAACUGUGUCUUUAGUGGCACCGGGAGGAGGACGAUGAGGAGGGAGACACUGCUGAGGAGUAAAAAUCACGAAACAGGACAGGACUCUAAACUCCCCUUAACACUCCCUCUCAUCAAUAAUAACAUUGUCAAUACUGAAAGUAGUUUAAAUUAAAUUGAAAAACAUUGUUAUUAUUCUGAUUCUCAUUCUGAUUAUUAUUGUUAUUAUUAUUGUUGCUCCUGCAUGAAUGUACAUUACCCAAGUUUUAUUUAAAAGGGUUUUAAUUUUAUUGGAGUUCUUUCAUUCUGAUGGGCUAGGCCUUUGCGGCGGACUACUAUUUUAAAGACAGCUUCUAUGAGUUCCUGGCCUGCAAAGUUCCCUCUUCUGUGUGGCAUGAACAUGUAUCCGACUGUAAAAAUUUAUUUCAUCCAUAAACAGAAAUGUGUAACGAGGUGGCAGGGCUCAACUUGCACAGUAGUUUUGCACCUGUCGUAAAAGAGGAACGCAAAAUAAAAAUGAUGAUGAUAGCAUUUAUGGGAUAUAUUCUAUAAAUAUAAAUAUAUUUAGAGAGAGUUUAUCUUUGUUUGUCGGCAUGUUGCCUUGUUCCUGCUUCAAUGGCUCAAAAUACUUUUGACUUAUUUAUGUCUUAAAGAGAAUGUAAUUUGUUUACAACCUCGUAGAGAUAAACUUCCUGGUUUCUAGAAGGAGAGAGGCAAGGCUGAAGGUCAGAAGGACCAGAGCUGUUUCGGUGUGUUAUUACUGAAAAACCAUGUGCUGGAAUUUGCCUGCUAUCUUUUCAAAUAUUGUAGAUAUUUUUAGAGGAUUGACAAACAAAAAGAAACCAAAAUAUAAUGGGAUACGUAGUAAAUGUGGAAUCUUAGUAUUACUCUAUAUGAUUGUUGGGAUUAAGUUGGAGGGGCUUGCCUUUUCUAAACGGAGGCCUCCUUUUUGUGACAGAGGGGGAAUAUUUAAAUCUUUUUUCACUACUUCUUCUUCUCUUUUUUGUUUUUAUUGUGCUUGUUUUUUUCUGUGCUUCAGCACUGGCCUGGGGUCAGGGCUCGAGUCAAAAGCUGAUAUCAGGACCUUUACAGUGAACUGUCUUCUAGAUAAACCUGCUUGUUUAAAGGACUUGAUGUUUUAAAAAUAUAUGUGACCAUCAGAAAGGCUGCAAUCGAGUCAUUUUAGAAAUCUGCAAAGUUAUAUUUGGCUUAUCUGUGCCGCACAGAAAUCACUUCUUUUGUUUAAAAUUUGAAAUAUAAUGUGUUAUUUUUUUAUUUUAUUUUUAUUUUUGAUUUAUGUUUAGGGGUCUAAAUGAUUUCCUUUUCACUCGCAGCCCCACACAAUUGUUGGCAUUUUUAACAUCCAUAAAAAAAAAGGAAAAACUGAUAAAAACACCCUCCCCCAACAAAUUACAACAAAAAUGGAAUGUUGCUUUGACUCUUUUUCUAUAUAUAAAAAAGAUGAUCCUUUUCUGCACUAUCUGGUUAUGAAUGAAAACUUCUGUGGUGUAAUUCUAGAUGUGCUUUUGUGUGUUUUAAACAAGCUUGUCUUCCUGCCGUCACAGAAUAUACAGUACUCUAGCAUCUCAACUGUACUCACUAGUUGUAAACUAUUUAUUGUGCUUUUACAAAUCAGACAUUACCAGAGAGACGUUACAUGCAGAAGGCACAUUUACCCUGUCUUAUUGCACUCAGAAGGACAAGGCCACUUAACUAGCCUGUACUAUUGUUAUUUCUAUUACUAACUGAAGUAAUUGGCAAGCAUGACGCGAUAGACUCAUUAUGCAACUUGAAAAAAAAUUGACAAUUUUUCUACUUUUAAAGAAAUCCUAUACACUACUACAGUAUAUCCGAUCAUUUAUCCGAGCAGUUCUAUCUUUUUUAUAUCCUCCUCCUCUGUCAUUUCCCAGUCGAUCCGUCCAUCUGGAGAGGGUGCACAAGCUUUACCGGUCAGGCGUGUUGAAAAAAUAACAUGGACCAUUUGAAUAAAAUCUGUCUUAUUUAAGUUGGGAAAAAAGUCUGGAUUCUGAUAUUCUGCUUAAAAGCUGUUGAUUUACUUUGUUUUCUUUCCAACAUUUUUAACUUCACAAUUUAUUUGUAUGUCUGUAAAAAAAAACAAUAAACAAAACAUAACAACAGCAACUACAGCAUUUUCAAUAAAAAAAGAGACUUAAGCCAAUAUUCUCAAACCACUUUUACAUCCAGGAGGACAUUCAGCUUUAAGAGGACGCAAAGACGACAAGUUUAAAAAUAAUCUUUGUAAAUACAGCAAUGAGUCCACUGAGGACAGAAACUCCAUGUGGACUGGUGUGAAAAACAGGAACUCUUCCUGCCUACAUCUACCAUCAUGCACCACAACGAGUCAUACUGCCGACGCAGCUGUUUGGCCGUAUGUAAUCAAUCACUGCUCCUGUCAGAAACACUUCAAAACAUAGUGAUUACAUCCAAAUGAUAACGUGUUGUAACAACCAAUAAUUAUGUUGACGAUGACACCGACGAUGAUGAUGAUGAUGAUAAUGAUAAUGAUGAUAUCGAUACUUUUUGCAAUAUACUCUCACCUGCCUCGAUGUACUGUAUUUAGCAGCAUGCAGUUUGUGGAACAAAGAAAAAGAGAAAUGCCAACAGAUAUCUUUUUGGCAUACUUAGCCAUUUAUGGGUAAGUGAUUUACGUGUUCAUCUUGUUUUUAUGAUAUUUUUUUUAUCUAUACAAUAAUUGUAAAUAAAGAACUCAAUGUCUUUGUUCAUUUAAUACUAUGCAAAAAGUCAUGCUUUUCUGAUUGUUACCCACCUUUAAUCCUAGAGUGUGUUACUGGAAUGUUUGUGGUCUCAAAAGUCAGUAAAAACAAUGUGAUGUAAAUUAUUUUCUAGCUUGAGGAAAAAGUUAAAUGAUGAUGAAAAUUAUUAUUAUGAUAAUAUGAGGAAGAUGAUCAUAAUGGUGGUGACAGUGACGAUGAUGAUGAUGAUGAUGAUGAUAAUGAUGAUGAACUGUGACUCUUGUUGCUUGACUGUCCCAUUUACAACACUCCUGACAGGAGCGCAAGUGAAAAACAGAAUAAAAACGAAAAAUCACUAAAUAAAUCUCCCAGAGCAGCAUGACCCAGCAUGGUGUGUCCUGGCCCCGUG